Messenger RNA from Jaculus jaculus (lesser Egyptian jerboa), 2122 nucleotides. RefSeq names its product WD repeat domain 5B (gene Wdr5b). The transcript has a single exon. Bases 81 to 1073 code for a protein of 330 amino acids. Gene Ontology annotation, cellular component: Set1C/COMPASS complex. Gene Ontology annotation, molecular function: histone binding. The record is from RefSeq and is a predicted model, not a curated record. Lineage: Eukaryota; Metazoa; Chordata; Mammalia; Rodentia; Dipodidae.
GCGCGUUCGGGAGCAUCCAGAUGACGGGUGCCACAGCAAAACGCGGGUGGCUUUGAACCACUGCGCGGUGCCCAGCUACCAUGGCCGCCCCGGAUCCGGGAGACUCCGGGGCGCAGCAGGCCCUCUCUGCCUCUGCCAGGCAGCUCCAGCCAGCUCGUGAAAUGCCCAAUUAUGCCCUCCAGUUUACUCUGGUGGGGCACACGGAAGCAGUAUCGUCAGUUAAGUUUAGUCCUAGCGGAGAGUGGCUAGCAAGCUCCUCUGCUGAUAAACUGAUUAUAAUUUGGGGAGCAUAUGAUGGAAGAUACGAGAAAACGCUACAUGGUCACAAUCUGGAGAUAUCAGAUGUUGCCUGGUCAUCAGACUCCAGCUGCCUUGUUUCUGCCUCAGACGAUAAAACUCUUAAGAUAUGGGAUGUGAGAGCUGGAAAAUGCUUGAAAACACUAAGGGGGCAUAGUAAUUUCGUCUUCUGUUGUAAUUUCAAUCCACCGUCCAACCUCGUCGUAUCCGGUUCCUUUGAUGAGAGUGUGAAAAUAUGGGAAGUGAAAACGGGAACGUGCCUGAAGACUUUGUUGGCUCAUUCUGACCCAAUUACUGCUGUGCAUUUUAACUGUAGUGGGUCCUUGAUAGUGUCGGGUAGCUACGAUGGUCUUUGUAGAAUCUGGGACGCUACAUCAGGACAGUGUUUAAGAACACUUGGUAACGAUGAGAACCCUCCUAUUUCCUUUGUAAACUUUUCGCCAAAUGGGAAGUAUAUUCUCAUUGCAACUUUGGACAAUACCCUUACGCUGUGGGAUUACAGCAGAGGCAGAUGCCUGAAGACAUACACAGGUCAUAAGAAUGAAAAAUACUGCAUAUUUGCCAAUUUUUCGGUUACUGGUGGAAAGUGGAUUGUGUCGGGUUCAGAGGAUAACCUUGUUUACAUUUGGAAUCUUCGGACUAAAGAGAUUGUUCAGAAAUUACAAGGCCAUACAGAUGUUGUGAUCUCAGCAGCAUGUCAUCCUACAAAAAACAUCAUUGCGUCAGCAGCAUUAGAAAAUGAUAAAACAAUUAAACUGUGGAUGAGUAGCUACUGAACUCUGGAAACCAGCUGGUAAAGCCAAGAUAGCAAGAAAAAAAAAAUUGAGAUAUUUGAAAAGUUGAUUUCAUUGAAUUUCUGCAUGUUUUUGUAUUUCUUUUAAAGUGACCUUCAAUUGUAAGAAUUUUGAAACAUACAUUUGCAAAAUUAAGACAGUUGUAAAAGCGAGUGGAGCAUCGGUAGCUUCCAGCUCCUAAUCUGGAGGCCUGUUGUCUCUUAGGAUUCUCAUGUGUUUCUUCCUGGACAAUUCCCCAUCCUGUUCCAUUUAAUGACUCCUAUUCAUCUUUAUAGCUCUGGGUUUUUCUGCAGAGAAAGGACUCAAAUAUUUGAAGUAUAAUGAAUAAUUUCAGUCCUAACUUGUAACAUAUUUAUUUUUUCAAGGUAGGGUCUUACGCUAUCCCAGGCUUGCCUUAAACUCACAGCGAUCCUACCUCUGUCUCCAGAGUGUUGGGAUUAAAGGCAUGUGCCACCAUCAUGCAUGGCUCCAAAUACAUGUUAGUAAUGAGUUCUGCAAACUAUCAUAUUAAAAGUUAUCUGGGCUGGAGAGAUGACUUAGCGGUUAAGCACUUGCCUAUGAAGCCUAAGGACCCUGGUUCGAGGCUUGAUUCUCCAGGACCCACGUUAGCCAGAUGCACAAGGGGCGCAUGCGUCUGGAGUUCAUUUGCAGUGGCCAGAAGCCUUGGUGGGCCCAUUCUCACUCCCUCUAUCUGCCUCUUUCUCUGUCACUUUCAAAUAAAUAAAAAUGAACAACAACAACAAAAAAGUUAUCUAGCCCUAGCCUCACAUGCUAACUUUAUUUACACACAGAGAUAAAAGCCAGAGAGAUGGCUUAGUGGUUAAGGCAUUUGCCUGUGAAGCUAAUGGACCCAGGUUCAAUUCCCUGGUACUCACAUGAGCUAGAUGCUGAAGGUAGCACAUGCAUAUAGUUAGUUUAUGGUAUAAAGUAUCAGACAAAAAAAAUAUAGACAGUGCUUUCUGCCCACUAUACUUACAGAGACCUAAAAACCAUGCCAAAAUGUAAAAUAAAAUCUAGACUUUAAGAAAUAA